Messenger RNA from Jaculus jaculus (lesser Egyptian jerboa), 4748 nucleotides. It is a transcript of the gene Nfatc1, whose product is annotated as nuclear factor of activated T cells 1. The coding region runs from base 338 to 2821 and encodes 827 amino acids. Gene Ontology annotation, cellular component: transcription regulator complex. Lineage: Eukaryota; Metazoa; Chordata; Mammalia; Rodentia; Dipodidae. The transcript is spliced from 10 exons. Gene Ontology annotation, molecular function: transcription factor binding; DNA-binding transcription factor activity, RNA polymerase II-specific; RNA polymerase II cis-regulatory region sequence-specific DNA binding. Gene Ontology annotation, biological process: cytokine production; regulation of transcription by RNA polymerase II; calcineurin-NFAT signaling cascade. The record is from RefSeq and is a predicted model, not a curated record.
GAGGCUCCAAAGUCGGCGGCAGAGUCGCCGCGCGGAUCCGAGCGGCUGGACGCGGGCUCCGGGAGAGGGGUGGGGAAGGGAAGGGGGUGCCGCACACACCUCCGAUCCCGCCUGCUACGGCCCGAGUCCACCCCCCCCCCCAGCCCGGCCUGCCACGCGCGCAACUCUCUCCCAUGACACCUCCCCGCGGCGCGCGGCGCUGAGCCUGGCUCCGUGCGGGUCCGAAAGGGACAGAGGUCCGACUCGGGAAGCCGGGGACCGGGCGGGCUCGGAGCGCCAGCUCUCGCUCCUCCUCCUCCCGCUGGUCGCCGCUGCAGCCGCCGCCGUCGCCGCGUGGAUGCCAAGUACCAGCUUCCCAGUCCCUUCCAAGUUUCCACUCGGCCCUCCGGCCGCAGUCUGCGGGAGCGGAGAAACUUUGCGGCCCGCGCCGCUCGCCGGCGACACCAUGAAGGCGGCCGAGGAAGAACACUACAGUUAUUCGACCCCCAGCAUCAACUCGGGUCUGCCUCUCUCUGCACCACACAGCUCCUUGCCAGCUCAGUGCCAUGACCUCCAGACGUCCACUCCGGGCAUCUCAGCCGCUCCUUCAACAAAUCACCCCUCGGGUUAUGGAGGGGCUGUGGAUGGUGGGCCAUCCGGGUACUUUCUCUCUUCGGGCAACACCCGGCCCAAUGGGGCCCCAGCUCUAGAAAGUCCUCGCAUCGAGAUCACCUCCUACCUGGGCCUGCACCAUGGCACCAGCCAGUUUUUCCAUGACGUGGAGGUGGAAGAUGUUCUUCCCAGCUGCAAGCGGUCACCAUCCACAGCCACACUGCACCUUCCCAGCCUGGAGGCCUACCGAGAUCCCUCCUGCCUGAGCCCGGCCAGCAGCCUGUCCUCCAGGAGCUGCAACUCCGAGGCCUCCUCCUACGAAUCCAACUACUCAUACCCGUAUGCGUCCCCCCAGACGUCCCCGUGGCAAUCGCCCUGUGUGUCCCCCAAGACCACGGACCCUGAGGAGGCCUUUCCCCGAAGCCUGGGUGCCUGCCACCUGCUCAGCUCCCCCCGGCACUCCCCAUCCACCUCCCCACGUGCGAGCGUCACCGAGGAGAGCUGGCUGGGGGCCCGCGGCUCCCGGCCCACAUCCCCAUGCAACAAGCGCAAGUACAGCCUGAACGGCCGCCAGUCCUCCUGCUCGCCCCACCACUCGCCCACACCGUCCCCGCACGGCUCCCCGCGUGUCAGCGUGACCGAGGACACCUGGCUCGGCAACACCACCCAGUACACCAGUUCGGCCAUUGUGGCCGCCAUCAACGCCCUGACCACGGACAGCAGCCUGGACAUGGGCGACGGGGUUCCCGUCAAGUCCCGCAAGACGGCCCUGGAGCAUGCGCCCUCGGUGGCCCUCAAAGUGGAGCCAGCUGGUGAGGACCUGGGCACCACCCCGCCCACCUCCGACUUCCCGCCUGAGGAGUUCACCUUCCAGCACCUGCGGAAGGGCACCUUCUGUGAGCAGUACCUGUCAGUGCCACAGGCCCCGUACCAGUGGGCGAAGCCCAAAUCGCUGUCUCCUACAUCAUACAUGAGCCCGUCUCUGCCCGCCCUCGACUGGCAGCUGCCAUCCCACUCGGGCCCCUAUGAACUGAGGAUCGAGGUGCAACCCAAGUCCCACCACCGAGCCCACUAUGAGACGGAGGGCAGCCGGGGGGCUGUGAAGGCGUCGGCCGGAGGACACCCCAUCGUGCAGCUACACGGUUACUUGGAAAAUGAGCCGCUCACGUUACAGCUGUUCAUCGGAACGGCGGACGACCGCCUGCUGAGGCCCCACGCCUUCUACCAGGUCCACAGGAUCACGGGAAAGACCGUCUCCACCACCAGCCACGAGGCCAUCCUGUCCAACACCAAAGUCCUAGAGAUCCCACUGCUGCCGGAAAAUAACAUGCGAGCCAUCAUAGACUGUGCUGGGAUCCUGAAGCUCAGGAACUCUGACAUCGAGCUGCGGAAAGGGGAGACGGACAUCGGGAGGAAGAACACCAGGGUACGGCUGGUCUUCCGCGUCCACAUCCCCCAGCCCAACGGUCGGACGCUGUCCCUCCAGGUUGCCUCGAACCCCAUUGAAUGCUCCCAGCGCUCGGCCCAGGAGCUGCCCCUUGUGGAGAAGCAGAGCACAGAUAGCUACCCCGUCAUUGGCGGGAAGAAGAUGGUCCUGUCCGGCCAUAACUUUCUACAAGACUCCAAGGUCAUUUUUGUGGAGAAGGCUCCAGAUGGCCACCACGUCUGGGAGAUGGAAGCAAAAACUGACCGUGACCUGUGCAAGCCAAAUUCCCUGGUGGUUGAGAUUCCACCGUUCCGAAACCAGAGAAUCACCAGCCCCGUCCAAGUCAGUUUCUAUGUCUGCAACGGGAAGCGGAAGAGAAGCCAGUACCAGCAUUUCACCUACCUUCCUGCCAAUGUCCCAAUUAUAAAGACAGAACCCACCGAUGAUUUUGAGCCGGCCCUGACCUGUGGACCAAUGAGCCAGGGACUGAGUCCUCUGCAGAGGCCCUACUUCAGCCAACAGCUCACCAUGCCUCCUGACCCUGGCUCCUGCCUGGUGCCCGGCUUUGCCCCCUGUUCACAGAGGAACACCCUGAUGUCCACACCUCCCAGCACAAGCCCGAAGCUCCACGAUCUCUCUUCCGCUGCCUACGCCAAGGGUCUUGCCAGCCCAGGCCACGGCGGUCACCUUGGACUCCAGCCGCCGGCUGCGGAGGCUCCCGUGAUGCAGGAAGCGCCGAGACCCGUGGCGCUGCAGCCCGGCUCGCCCGAGCAGCCCCCGCCCGCCCUGCUGCAGACGCAGUGAAUGAAAUCAUACGCAACGACCUCUCCAGCACGAGCCCCCACUCCUAAUUCGACGCAUUGGAGCUGGCAGAAGCUGCGUGGAGUUGGUUCAGCGCAGACAGCCGGGCUUCAGCCUGCGAGACUUUUGAUGAAAUAAACUGAACCUACAUCUGGUACCACUCAGAACUUCCAACUUGCUCAAUGGCUAGGAGCUGAAGACUUACACUAUAUGUACAAAGAAGUAACUCUCAAAUCAGGAGGGAGGAGACGGGAAGGGAGGACACCAAGGCUCCUGAAGGAAAAAACCAUGUCAAGGAUACAGAAGGGCUUGGAGGGUGAGGCCAGGGACACACGCUUAUUCCUUGAAGCAAAGGGCCGUGUGGCAGGCUGACCCCACGCCUAGCCCUCCUGCCCCUGGAUUGCAAUACUGGAAGUGCCUUAUUUAAUGAGACCAUAGCAUCAGGGCAUCGUGGAAGUGAGCACUGAAUUUUCUACCAUGGAGUAUUUGUAGGCGCCAAAGCUAUUUAAAAAAAUUUUUUUGUUGUUGUUAAGAGGCUUUAUCCUUUGUAUAAAUUGAUAGAGUUCUGGUAAGCUGGGGCUUCCCGUUUAUCUCCAACUCUCUUGGCUGCCCUGCGUGAUUCUGCUGCCUUAUCCUGUGUGUUGUAAAGGUCUUCCAACCUAUCAUCUCAGCUCUUUCUUAAUCGACUCCCUUCUCGGUGUGACUAAAACCAUAGGAUUGUUAAUAGCAGCAUGCUGAGAGAUUUCGGUUUUUAAACAUAGCACAAGGAAAUUGAACAGCACAAGAUAGGAUCCUGGACAAGAAAAAAAAAAAAGACAAAAAAAAAAAGAAAGAAAACUUACUUGCCACAGAUCUGAUCCUGUGUUUGCAUGCAUGUACAUAAAGGAUUUAUAUUUAUGUAUCAAUAAUCAGUGGCGAAGAUGGUGAUGACCAGUGUGUGCUCAACAGGGGCCUCCACAUCAGCAAUAACCAAUGUCCACUUGGAUAAUACACCUAAGAGUCCAGACCUGAUUUUCCAACACCUUCCAUCGGUGUGUGUGUGGGGGGGGUGUCUGUCACCCCUGCACAGACAGGCGGCAUUUUUUUCCCCAUCUCGUGCAGUUACAGAGCACUUUAGAAUGCCAGAGAGCUGUGCUCAAAAUGCCCAUAGGCUACCAGAUGGCAAAAUCAGAAAUCAGUGUAAAUGACCAUUACAAAAGGAGUAUAAUAUAUUUGUUCAAUUAUAAGAUUAUUAUUUCACAGAAGCCUUACAGCUCUCUGCUUUCAUCUAAGAAAACAAUUACCAAAAAACAAUGUUUUCACAGGCAGCCUGUGGAUAGCGUGUUUUCAGUUUCAGAUCAGUCACUGUUAACAAGAUAGGUUGGUGUUGGCUUUACUGUUGCGUUUUGUACGAUUAGUUGCUUAUUACAGUUACUAGCAGUGACCUAUUAUUUCAUAUAACCAAAAAAGCAUGGUUUAAUUAAAACAUGUUUAAUGAUUGUGCCUUAGGAGUUAACGCCCCCUUAUGGGAUAUGCCUGCAUUGCACCUUGUGGGUGGAGGUUACUGUAAGCCAGUCACAGAUCAAACUCAUGAUGGGAAAACACUCUCCCACAGGAAGACGCAUCUUUAAAAUGUUCAUCUGUGUACGACUGUGUCUUACCUUUCUCCAACUCAUGGAAAGAAACAAAAAAAAAGUCCGAAAGCCAUUUUUGAACGUCUGCACACGACUGUGAAGAGCUGAUGUGCGCCACCGCCUUGUACAUAGGUAGCCCCUGGUACCCAUAGGCUGCCUCCUGUCUGUACCCAGUAUGUACCCUGUGUUUAGUAUCAUGUUGCAUGAACCCUUCCUAGUAGACUGUCAUAUGAAAGCAAGUGUUUGAUAUUUGUGUCAUCUAUCUUUGUAGUUAGAAAACAGACCCAAUAAAGCAGUAUUUUUGUUUUGCUGGACAA